Anoplopoma fimbria (sablefish) is the source of this 1273-nucleotide messenger RNA. Its product is annotated as major histocompatibility complex class I-related gene protein-like. The transcript is spliced from 7 exons. Lineage: Eukaryota; Metazoa; Chordata; Actinopteri; Perciformes; Anoplopomatidae. Gene Ontology annotation, biological process: immune response. Gene Ontology annotation, cellular component: external side of plasma membrane. Bases 29 to 1072 code for a protein of 347 amino acids. The record is from RefSeq and is a predicted model, not a curated record.
GUCAGAAUAAAAAGAAACGGAACCUCAGAUGGGACAUCUCACUAUGGAGCCGAAGACUGUGACUCUCCUGAUGAUAAUAAGCCUUCAUGGAGCGACGGCAGUGACUCACUCUCUGAAGUAUUUCUUCACUGCGUCCUCUGGAGUCCCAAACUUCCCAGAGUUUGUGGCUGUUGGGUUGGUUGAUGAUAUUCAGAUAGAUCACUAUGACAGUAACACCAGGAGAGAUGAACCCAAACAGGACUGGAUGAGCAACGCCACAGCAGAUGAUGCUACGUACUGGCAGAGGCAGACUGAGGUCUGUUUGGGCAAACAGCAGGCCUUCAAAGCCAACAUUGAAACAGCAAAACAGCGCUUCAACCAGACUGGAGGUGUCCACAUUGUCCAGAGGAUGUACGGCUGUGAAUGGGAUGAUGAGACCAAUGAGGUCAAAGGUUAUUUUCAAGAUGGUUAUGAUGGAGAAGACUUCAUAUCAUUUGACCAGAAGACAGAGACAUGGAUCGCUCCCAAACCACAGGCUGUCAUCACCAAACACAAGUGGGAUAAUAACAGAGCUGAGAUAGCACAGGAAAAGAACUACCUGACUCAGAUUUGUCCUGAGUGGGGGAAGAAGUAUGUGAACUACGGGAGGAGCUCUCUGAUGAGAACAGAGCGUCCCUCAGUGUCUCUCCUCCAGAAGACUCCCUCCUCUCCAGUCAGCUGCCACGCUACAGGUUUCUACCCUGACAGAGCUUCACUGUUCUGGAGGAGAGAAGGAGAGGAGCUCCAUGAGGACGUGGACCACGGAGAGAUCCUCCCCAACCACGAUGGAUCCUUCCAGAUGAGCGUUGACCUGAAACUUACAUCAGUCCCAGCUGAAGACUGGGGGAGGUACGAGUGUGUGUUUCAGCUGUCUGGUGUGACGGAGGACAUCGCCACCAGACUGGACAAAGCUGUGAUCAGGACCAACCAAGGGGACGCUUCCAUGACAAACACCUACAUCCUCAUUGCAGUGUUUGGUCUUGGUCUUAUUCUUGCUCUCGUCUUCAUCGCUGUGGUGGUUCCCAGAAAGUGCAAAGCCAAAUAUCCGCUCUGAGCUCUCUGAGAAACUGAAUCCUGACUCUGAAUGAUGAACUCAGCGCCUGGUUUAUGGAUCAAUAUCAAGAUCAAGAAGUGUUGGACUACAUUGUCCUCCAUAAACUGUGAACUCAUCGAUUAUUCAUCAUUCAUAUCAUAUCUGAUUGAAUCAGGGUUGGGGAUCUAGUUGUAGAUGCUUAACGAUUGGAAUAAAAGAAAA